Molecule: messenger RNA, 1944 nt
Organism: Lepisosteus oculatus (spotted gar)
Lineage: Eukaryota; Metazoa; Chordata; Actinopteri; Semionotiformes; Lepisosteidae
Product: neuromodulin
Source: RefSeq, a predicted model, not a curated record
CACGACUUCAAAUAAUUUCACAGGCUAGCUUCCGCAGGGGGUUGGAAUUCAACGCCAUACGGUAUUAGUUUACAAAACAGCACCACCGGGCGGGUGCUAUUGGCCGGCCUCGGGUUCCCUCAGCCCUCCGGGCAUUGUGAACUUCUAACUUGGGCUGAAUUUGGAUACGCCCGCUCGCCGACUCGCUGAAUAAUGUAAAUGUCCUCAGGUUCUCAGAGAGACGCGGCGCAGCUUCCCCUGAUCAUAUGGUAACGGAUCGUAGCUAUUCGCAGUCCGGAGGAUGAGCACGCAGGUCAUGCGUAAAGAAAAGGUUAAUGGGGAAUAAAGAUGUUAAGCUUCUGCUAAAAAUCGAGUCGAACCGGAUGGGUUCGUGAACGUCAGGCUGCCGGCGUGUUUGCGCUAGACACAGACGACGCUAGUUAACCUCGCUGGAGGUGCAAGUUGUUGAAUUUGCUUUUGGUUUGUUGCCUUUUCGCUUCUGCAAAAAAAUAAAAUGGGAUGCUCGUCAAGUACCCAGACCCUGUCGCAAGAAGGGAACAGACCGGGCACGAAAGCCGAAGAAAGUAACGGAGCUAGUAACACAAUCGUGGCUCAGAAUCAGAACAGAGCCAGUGCUGAGGACUGUGAAACUAUAGCAGACCAAGUUCCUCUUCCGAUCCAGAGUUUCGAGGAUAUCCCCUGCUCACAGGACCAGCGGCACUGGUUCAGUGCGGAGCCCCCGGGGGCAGUCCCCGAGAGUCCCCAUGACACCGAGCCCCCCCAGGAUGACACAGCGGCACUGUCUGAGGCCCCCGCAGAACUACAGCUCCUUGCUCAUGCGCCCGCAGCCGCCGAGCAGCAGGCCGAGGCGGAGGAGACGUCCGCUACCCCGGGGGCCGCCGCCGCCGUCGUCUCUUCGGGCUGCGCGACGCCCGACCCAGAGGACGAGCCAGACGCGCCCGGCGCUCCAGACGCCGAGCCGCCCGGCGAACCCGGGGCUCAGGACGCCGCCUCAGAAGAUGACCCCGCGGGCAAGGAGGCGGCAGACGCCAGCGCGGAGGGCAGCGCAGAAGACUCGUCCAGCUGCCCAGCCGGGGAGUCAGAGGUGACACCAGUGGAGGCCGACAUGCCCCCCGCCUCCGCUGAGACCGCAGAGGAAACCCAGACCUCAGAGAGCCAGGUCGAAGGCGAGACGGGGGAGAAGGUGGAAGAGGAGACACAGCAGGAGACAAAGCCAGCAGAGCCGGCAGACACGGAGCAGGCAGAGGUGGAGGAGCUAGUGGACACUCUCUCUGCUACCAGCGUGGAGUAAAGAAGCGAAGUCCUCCUCACAUAACCAUCCACUUUUAGUCAUCAAGGAGCAGAAGAACCUGUCCUUCAGGAAAAGGAAGCAAAAGGGGCUUUUGGGGACAUCGGAACUCCGACAAAGAAAUGCAGCAGAGUUAAAUGUGAUCUUUACCUUUGCCAGUUGCCAAAUUGCAAAGCAGCAAUUCUCACACGUUUUUGUUACUGAAGACAUCACUGUGCCUUUUUUUUGCUGAAAAUGGGGGCGAGGGUGUUUUGAAUCUUGUACAUAUCGUUUUUGCUUUAUUAGCUGCAUAGGUACUGUUUAAAAAUGUUCGUGCUAUUAUUGCUUUUAAAAAUCUUAUCAUUUUGAGAGUUCACAUUUUAUUUGGAAUUAAACCGCCUGAUAGGUUAAAGAACAGGGAAGAGGCAACUUAAGGAGCUUUGCUUUAAUGUUCCUUCUGAAUUAAAUUUAAGGCAAAGCACCAUCACAGUCAUUUAAAAAUAAAGCAAGACUGUAAAUAGAUUGAGUGUCUUUAACAUGCUGGAUCCACCUGGUUCAAUGUACAACCUUUCACAAAGGUGCUUGGUCCCCCUAUUAUGAUGUGAAAUAAAAUGUAAUGUAAAGACAAAUCUGAAACACGAUAGGUUUUACAUUAAUAUAUUUGCAUCUUUUAUAAG